This is a messenger RNA of Macrobrachium nipponense, 4433 nucleotides long. RefSeq lists its product as uncharacterized. Lineage: Eukaryota; Metazoa; Arthropoda; Malacostraca; Decapoda; Palaemonidae. The record is from RefSeq and is a predicted model, not a curated record. Bases 155 to 1282 code for a protein of 375 amino acids. The transcript is spliced from 3 exons.
CGACUGUCUGGCGUCUGCAGUAUUACGAGGGCAACGGCACUAAUCAUACCUGUUACGCUCUCCAAGUGAAGUUCGUUCUAAUCGACCUUUCACCGCAAGUUUGAUAUAUUUUCUUCUCGAUUCAUCAAAGAGGAAAACCCGGCAAAUAUCCAAGAUGAACUACGAUCAAGGAAUUGAUAAGAUUUUGGCCCAGAUGGACAACAAGAAUCAAGAAGGUACCGAGGAAGCUGACCAAAAUGGCGGUAACGCCGAAUACCAGGAUAACGACGAGUAUGUGAAUUUCGUUAUGAGAGAAUUGAUCAGCGGACAUGAGAGUCUAGACUUCUCAGACACCAGUGAUGCUACUCCUCCUGCUUCUUCUGAAGUCAUACAACCAUCAUCAGCGCCAAUUCCUCAACAAGAGGCAAACCAAGUUGCUGUUAGUUCAGUUACGUUUGAUUCGAGCGCUGCCAGUCGCGUUCACUACAACACGUCAUGGCCAGUCACUGCAUCUUACAUGACGAAUGGAAAGCAAGUACUCAUCCUAUCGCAUCCCCUUCCAGCUGCUGCUACACCUGCUGGCCAACCUGCUUCUGCCCCCGAGUCUACUGUAGCCUCCUUCACAGGCCAACCCAUUGCGACUGCCUUCCUGGAAGGGCAGCAGGUACUUGUCCCAGGCAUAAUUAAUCAGCAACCACAGAAUGUGAUUUUCACUGCUCAGGCACCAGUGGUGUCGCAGCCUCAUGCUGCAAACGGCGUUGUGGUUGCUUCUGCUGCCAAUUCACAGAACGUGAUAAUUGCAAAUCCCGCACCUGCUGCUACUGCUACUGUUGCUGACCAGACCAUUGUGAGAUCUCAGACAUCUGAGUGGACUGCUGCUGCCCCUUCUGUUGCUGCUGCUGCUGUGGUGACCCCACCAUCUGUUAAACCUGCUGGUGCAGAAAGCAAGAAAAGGAAGCUUUAUGAGGCGGCACAGUUCGAAGACCCUGAAAUGGAGAGGAGGCGCAAAAACGCCCAGAACGCCAAGAACCACAGAGACAAGACCAAGCUCAGAAUCCAGGAAUUGACAGAAGAGCUCAGACAAUCCCGUCAAGAGACAGCCGACGCACAAGCUCAGGUCAAGAGACUGAAGACAGAGCUGGAUCAGCAGAAGGCGGACAAGACCACCCAGCGGGAAGAGCUGAUGAGGGAGAUCCAGAACCUUAGGCAGGAGAAUGAGAGUCUGAGGGCCCAGGAGCAAGCCAUGGUUCAGCAGGACAAACUUGGAUUUCAAGAUUUCGACGUAAAUCAGUUUUUCAAGUAGACAAGAUCACGACCUGAACUUCCAGUGUAUCGUUGAGGAUGACAAAGAACUCUUGCUUUGCUGAAUCAAACUAAAGAAAACUUUAAAAAAAAAAAAUUGAAGAGAAAAAAUAAAAUGACACUACUCGCUCUAGAAGUCUACACCUAAAGUGACACGUUUUGUGUCUAUCUUAACACAUGAAUAUAUUUAUUAAAUAUUUUAAGAAAUGAAUAUAUUUUUAAAAAAAAUUAAACUUUAAAAAAAAAUAUCGCAGAGCGAGUACUAUUCACUCGCUUUUGCGGUGAUAUGUUUAUAUUUAUAAAUAUUCAUCUUCUGGAAGUGUAUUGAGCUAUUAAUGAAUUUUGAUAUUUAAAGUAGAUGCUUUAGUUACUUUUACACUUCAUCUAGUAAGUAACUUAUGUUAUUGUCUGUGCCAAAAGAAACUAGGUCUAUUGAAGUGAUUUUUUCAAUGUACAUAAUGUAUGUUUUCUGUAUUUACAGCCCCCCCGCCCACCCCCCCCCGAUGGCAGAAUGGUCAUGACCACUUGGCUCCCCCCCAAGUGGUUCAUGACCUUCAAGAUGGGUGCCUACUCGUCAAAUGGAAGCUGUAACCAACGGAAAUCUAAGUGGAUAUUGGACGACUGGAUCCAUUAUGCAUCUGCGGGUUGAGUCACCAUUGACGGAAGGACGAAGGAAUACCCAAACUUAAGCCCCGGAUUUCGGAGAACUGGAAACUGAUGCUUCAGAUGUUGCUCAUUCUGAGGAGAAAUGAAGAUGAGGACUUGAUGGAAGAUGGAGAACUGGAUAGGAAAGAGAGCUGGAUGGCACAUGUAGACAUCAAGAACUGGAGGGAAGAUGGAGAUAUAGAAUUGGAUGCUGCUGGCGUUUGAAACAGACAAAAAUCAUUACUGCUGAUGGAAGAUCGUGUUAUAAGUGAAAGUGGAACAAAUUCUCAACCAUUUUGAGGAAAUUGUUCAAAUUUUGUGUAAGAUUUUCAAAGGUGCUGAGUUUCCCAAGACCUCUUUGUAUACUGUCACUCCCUAGUUAUUGUUUUUAGUGAAAACCUGAUGAAGAGGAAUGUAUAUGUUUCGAUAAUCCCUGUGAAAACUAUAUGUAUUUCUUGGGAAACGACUAUCUUAACAUAACCGAAGUUUUAUUGUACUAAAUUCACUGCAACCCAGUGCCUUGAAUUUUAGGAUAACUUAGAUUUUUUGUUCAUUUGCAGAGCAAAGGCUGUGACGAUAAAGUGCAUCUAAUUUCUGAAGCAUAUCAGUUAUGCACCACUUUUACAAUUACUCAUAACAUGACAUUUGCAUAACUUGAAACGACACCAAGUGGUUGUUCUCAUUUGUAACAGCUCUUUAUUGUGAGGGUUUCAAAGGCAAAGAUAGAUGAAAUAUUUGAAUUAACGGUAGAAUAUAUGCGUGUCUCUGAGUAAAUAAUUUAUAAUGACAUUUUUUUUAUGAGAUUAAUAACAUGAUGUUUACAAAUAGCAUUUGAAAGUGGUAACAACAAAAAACCUACUAUCUAAUGGCAUAGGGCAGUAUAGUAUUUAAGUUUAUAUAUGCUUCUUAUAUCUUUGAAAUUCCUUUUAUUUCUUUAAGGUACGCAUAUACAAAAUUGUUCUGUAUAUCAGCCAAUGGAUAACUAUCCAUACCAGCCCAUUUCAUAUCUCGCAAGUAACAGCUCUGGGUCUGACUUAGUGAUUGCUAUGAACAUUAAUCCGCAUAACUCAUAUUUCCUCUUACUCGGGGAGUAAGCUUACAAACUACUUUGUCGUUUUUUUCGGCUUUAGGAAAGGUCUAUGGAAGAGCCUAAAACGGUCUGAUGAAGGUACAGGAAUUUUAGGAUCGGAUAUUUAUGAUUUAUUUGUUAGUAGUAGAAAAAAAUAUGUGCAUGUUAAACAGUGCAAAAAAACUUUACCUAAAAAUAUCGUAUAUUUAUUUUAAUUUUCGUUGGUGAAACAAGGCUCUAUUUGACCAUAGAUUUUAGUGCGUCUUAAAUAUUGCACAAGUUCCCAGGUACUCUGGAAGUCUGAUCACGCCUAGUUAUGUUUGUCGUGCGAGUUUCGUUUCAGCAGAUAGACCAGGCUAGACAUAGCAGACUUUAGGCAUAUACUGUAUAUAGAAAAUAAACAUCUAAAGUAUUCACAGGUGUUGUACGACCAAGAAGUGACAACCACCAUAAAGUUAGGGUUAUACAUUUUAAAGUAUAAACAUUCCUCAGUUUUUCCUUCUCUUCUUUUCCAGCUCCGGUUAAAUAAAGCAUGAAUAUGUAUUUAUUGAAGAAGUUUGCUGUUCUUAUUGCUCUGGCUACCUAUUUAGGUUGAAGGUAGAAUAUUUCUGCUUAUGAAUAUGCUUUCAGUCUUAGUGUAUCUGUAAUUUUAUUACAGCUCUCUUUCCUUGGAGACACUUGCACAGACACAUGACUUAACGCAUGCACGAUUUACCUAAGGUCUUCCAUACUGGCACGUGUGUACAGCAUAAAUACAUGUGUUGUGUCAUUUUAAAUAUGCAAGUAUUGAGCACAAAUGUAAGGUAGUUUCUACGCUGUACGUGAUCUUGUAUUUUGUAUUUUGUAAGACUCCUCAAAGAUAUUGAUUAGUAAGCUGAGGUGCUAAUUGGAUUCCAAUGUAUAUAUUAUAUAGUACAUAUAUGUAUAUAUCUGUAAUAUGUAAAUAUUUAAAGUAUAUAAUGUAUAUAAAUAUAUAAUGAAAUGUACAAUAUAUAUAAUGUUAUACCUAUAAUAUAUAUGUAUAUUGUCUUAUAUAAUUAGAUAUACAAUAUAAUUUUUACAUAUAAAAGAUAUAAAUUAUAUAUGUAUAUAUUUAAUGUAUAUACGUAUGUAUAUAUAUACUAAAGAUACUAUAUAGAGUGUAGGUAUUUCUUAACAAUGACGAACUGACACAUCUCCUUACAUUAUCCUGGUGAUAUCUUGUGAUGAUUUACACAAUCAACAAUAUAAGUUAUGAUUCCUAAGGAAUACUUAUCAUAUGUAAAUAAAUUAUUGAUACAGUGAUUUUUUUGUCAUAUUGACAUAUUUUGUUUGUUGGUUUUUUUAUAUAUAUAUAAUUCUACAUUAAUACCUGUUGAGAAAAGUCGCUGUAAGUGAUUUAAGUGAUUUAUUUGUAAGUAAUGUUGUAUCAUAUCUUACGGAAUAAACUUAUUUUAAC